Molecule: messenger RNA, 1680 nt
Organism: Striga asiatica
Lineage: Eukaryota; Viridiplantae; Streptophyta; Magnoliopsida; Lamiales; Orobanchaceae
Source: the annotation of a GenBank genome assembly
CUCACGGGCAACGACACACACGAGAAAAUGCGCGCAGCUCGCAAGAGAAAGCAACCCCACCCACAAUCCUCCCCAAGAUCUCCCAAAUCCGCUGCCGCCGCCGGAAGCCCAUUUCCGGACCACCAGCGGCCUACCCCCGAAGAAUGCCGCUCCGUGAGAGACGACCUCCUGUCCCUCCACGGCUUCCCAAAAGAAUUCAUCAAAUACCGCGACCGGAGGCUGAAAACAAAAUCCCAACUCAAAGAUUCAGACAAUCUCGGGCUUUCGAAGUACGACGGCGAUCUUGACAGGGAUGAGAGUGUCUUGAAUGGUCUGGUGAAAACCAUACUAUCCCAGAAUACUACAGAGCUUAAUUCGGAAAGGGCUUUUGCUUCACUUAAAACUGCUUUUCCUGCUUGGGAAGAUGUUCUUGCGGCUGAGUCGAAGAACAUUGAGGAUGCUAUAAGAUGUGGAGGCCUAGCUCCAAAAAAGUCUGCUUGUAUAAAGAAUUUGUUAAGCCUAUUGCUCGAGAAAAAAGGGAAACUGUGCAUGGAAUAUUUAAGAGAAUUGUCUAUUGAGGAUGUCAAGUCAGAGCUUUCUCUUUUCAAAGGAAUCGGUCCAAAGACAGUGUCGUGUGUGUUGAUGUUUUAUUUACAGCACGAUGAUUUCCCUGUCGACACACAUGUUUUUCAGAUAGCUAAAACUAUGCGAUGGGUGCCACCAAUGGCAGACACUAAAAGCACGUAUCUUCAUCUCAACCAAAGGAUUCCGAGUGAACUGAAGUUUGAUCUCAAUUGUCUUCUUUAUACUCACGGCAAGGUUUGUCGAAAAUGCUCUAAUAGAAAAGUAGCAAAGAAAAGAGAGGAAACUGAGGAUGGAGCAUCAGGUUUCAUUGCCUCAUGGAUCGUCAAAUUCUUGCUCGAGAGGGGUUAUACAGUCAAAGCAUCCGUUCGUGACCCAAAUGACCCGAAGAAGACGGAGCACUUGAUGUCCCUUGAAGGAGCCAAGGAGAGACUUCACUUGAUCAAAGCCAACUUACUUGAAGAAGGCUCGUUUGACUCUAUAGUCGAUGGUUGCGAAUGUGUUUUCCACACUGCUUCUCCAUUUUACCAUGCAGUUAAAGACCCUCAGGGUCCCUGUUCGAAAAGAAAGAUAACAAUGGCGUUUUUUUGCAAUAAAUCCACUCGCUCCGCUCUCCGCCUCAGUUCCCAGAAAGCUGAUGAUUCGUUGAUGAUUUCAAGGCGCGGGCUUCAUGUUGAGCCCGGGGCUCGCGAGAAGGCUCUCUUGGAGGAACACCCAUCCCUUAAACGCUUCAAAUCAACUAAGAAUACUGUGAGACUUAUCAAACGAGCAGGAGAUGUUCUUACCGUUGUAGUUGUAGCUGGAUGUUGCUAUGAGAUUUAUGUGAAGGCAGUAUUACGAGAGGAAACUCGUAAACAAGCAAAAGACAGUGCCUGAUUUUCGCAGUUUUUUUUGUAGCAAAAGACGCAAUUUUAAUGCCUCGUUUUAAAUCAGUUGUGGGGUGUUUGAUAAUCUGACUGCAUGAGACCCUGUGUUGGUGAAAGUUGAAAUAAAGUGGUGCAGUUUUCUUUGUCACAUGUAUGUGAAGAUAUCUUGAAUUCUUGAUGGGUGCUGAAUUUGGAGCAUUUAUUGUUUUUUUCAGGUUGAAGUUUUGCAAAUUUGGCAGAUUUCAUUUUCUUG